AAUCGGGUAGCCACCAGAAAAGUCGAGGGAAGCGUCCAGGAAGAAAAAGCGAGCCACCCGCACCAGCCAAGCUAGAAGGGAGCACUAGGAAGAUCAACGAUGGCUGACGUCGCAGAGAAGCAGGAACUACCGCCCGCGGGCGAUGCCGGUGUGGCUCCGCCCGCCGUGCCCGAGGAUGUGGCCGCCAUGUUCGACCUGAAGAAGAAGAAGAAGAAAUCCAAGAAGGUCAAGAAGGAGAAGAAGGAGAAAUCCGAGGAUGCUGAUGCCGCCACGGAUGCCGCUCCUGACGCCAACUCGGUGCUGGUGCAGGACCCUGCCACGUACUCAUACAAGGACGAGCUGUUGGCGCGUAUAAUGGCCAAGCUGCACGAGAACAACCCGGAGCUGACGGACCGUAAGCGACACACGAUGAAGCCGCCUCAGCUCAUGCGUGUGGGUACCAAGAAGACGCUGUGGGUGAACUUCCAGGAGAUCUGCCAGAUGAUGCACCGCUCGCCCGAGCACGUGCUGCAGUUCACGCUGGCUGAGCUGGGUACGGAGGGAUCUAUCGACGGCAAUCAGCGUCUCGUCAUUCGUGGCCGCUACGUGCCCAAGUACAUUGAGUCGCUGCUGCGUAAGUACAUCACGGAGUACGUCUCGUGCCAGAUGUGCCGCUCGCCCAACACGACGUUGACGCGCGACUCGGUGAGCCGUCUGUACUUCGUGCACUGCCAAGACUGCGGUUCCUCUCGGUCUGUUGCUGCCAUUCGCUCGGGUUUCCACGCCGCUACUCGUGCCGACAGAAGGGCCGCUCGCAAGUAAGACUGCUGUGUGGAGUUGCAGUCGCUUAGGACGCUCGGCGGACAAAGUUAGAGCAAGAAUUUGGAGCUAUGGCACUAGAAAUUCUCUAUAGUUCAAGCCUUAGAGCCUCUCUGGUGAGUUUUAAACUGUGAGAUACCGACGACCCCUUUGAGGGGAAAAAACGAAGCGAGAUGAACACGGAGAAGACGAAUCUAUUGUAGAUGUUCGGUGUCACUAGGCUAACCAGUCUGUAGGUCUUAAUGGCGAUGCUUACUCUUCUUGGACUUGUGG
Molecule: messenger RNA, 1071 nt
Organism: Phytophthora nicotianae INRA-310
Lineage: Eukaryota; Oomycota; Peronosporomycetes; Peronosporales; Peronosporaceae
Exons: 2
Coding region: 100-801 (233 amino acids)
Biological process (GO): formation of translation preinitiation complex; translational initiation; formation of cytoplasmic translation initiation complex
Cellular component (GO): eukaryotic translation initiation factor 2 complex
Molecular function (GO): translation initiation factor binding; translation initiation factor activity; mRNA binding
Source: RefSeq, a predicted model, not a curated record